AUGAUUGUGAUGUCGAGCGUCCUCAACCAGAUUUUUUACAAGCAUAUGAUGGAUAGUCCUUACAAGCCCUCAAUUCAACAUUGUAGUGUUCUUCUAAAAACCAUUGCAGGCAACAUUUCACCAAAUUUGGAUCUUGUUUUUCGGGUAGUAAAUAAAUUUGAAGCCACGGGAAACUCUCUUUCAACAAGCGUUUAUGAUGGUAUUCAUAGAUCAUUAACAAGUGUAGCUCAAUUUGAUGAAGCCAAGAAGAUGAUGACAGCCAUGAAAGAUGCAGGAUACAAACCCAAUAACAUAACCUACAGCCAAUUAAUCUUUGGUAUAUGCAAAGCCAGAAGACUAGAAGAUGCAGCCAAGGUGCUCGAUGAAAUGCAAGCCAAUGGUUGCAAUCCUGACAUCAAGACAUGGACGAUUCUAAUCAAGGGACACUGUUCAGCCAAUGAAGUUGACAAAGCUCUAAUCAUUUUCGCCAACAUGAUCGAGAAAGGUUGCAAGGCUGAUGCAGAUCUUUUGGAUGUUUUGGUACAUGGGUUAUUGAGUCAAAACAAGGCUAUUGAAGCACACCAGGUGCUUGUUGAAAUAACUGAGACAAGACAGGUGGGGUGA
Molecule: messenger RNA, 603 nt
Organism: Lactuca saligna
Lineage: Eukaryota; Viridiplantae; Streptophyta; Magnoliopsida; Asterales; Asteraceae
Source: the annotation of a GenBank genome assembly